Molecule: messenger RNA, 1572 nt
Organism: Saxophila tyrrhenica
Lineage: Eukaryota; Fungi; Ascomycota; Dothideomycetes; Mycosphaerellales; Extremaceae
Exons: 16
Coding region: 1-1572 (523 amino acids)
Biological process (GO): transmembrane transport
Cellular component (GO): membrane
Molecular function (GO): transmembrane transporter activity
Source: RefSeq, a predicted model, not a curated record
AUGGAUUCCAGCGAGAACGACAUCGAGAAGCACCACAUCGGCCACCGUGAUUCUCUCCAUGACCAUGAGAUCAUUGGACACAAUGAGGCUACCAAAGAGCAGGCUAUGCACCAUGGGCACCUCUCAGAGCAAGAGUUGAUCGAUGAGAAGAAGCUCAGGAGGAAGAUUGAUGGUACCAUUAUGCCCAUGGUAGUGUUGGUCUACUUGAUGAACUACAUAGACCGCAACAACUACCCGGCGGCGAAAUUAUCCGGACUACAAGAUGAUCUCGGACUAGAUGAUAAACAGUUCCAGACUGGUCUGUCCAUUUUGUUUGUUGGCUACGUAUUGAUGCAGGUGCCAUCCAACAUGUUCCUCAACUACUGCGGUCGUCCUUCGUACUAUCUUGGCUUCUGGACCAUAGCCUGGGGACUAGUCUCUCUCUUGACAAGUCAAGUCACCAGCUUCGGCGGAAUUAUUGCUUGCCGCUUUAUUUUGGGUUUUGUGGAAGCACCGUUCUUUGCGGGAGUGCUUUUCUACCUUUCGAAGUGGUACACCAAGAGCGAGCUAAACCUGCGCAUGUCGAUCUUCUACUCCGGGUCAUUGCUUGCCGGCGCGUUUGGCAAUCUCAUCGCCGGUGGUAUCUUGAGUGGGCUGGAUAACGCGAUGGGAAUGCGUGCGUGGAAAUGGCUGUACAUCCUUGAAGGAUCGAUCACCAUAGCCGUCGGCAUCCUCGUCGUUGUCGUACUACCAGACUUCCCAGACACCUGGAAGAAGCUUUCGCCCGAGCUCAAGAGAGUUGCGAACCGCCGCAUGGCUAUUGAUGGCGCAGAAGCCGAUGUUGACACCGGAGGCAACAUGUCCUACCUCCAGGGCGCCAAAUUGGCCUUUGCAGAUCCGAAGACCUAUCUCCUGGCAAUCAUGUACCACGCCAUUGUCGGCGCCACUGGAUUCCAGAACUUCUUCCCGACCUUGACCGACACGCUCGGCUACGACCAUGUCAUAUCCCUGCUCUUGGUCGCGCCCCCGUACAUCUUCAUCAUGGUCUAUGCACUCGGCCAUUCCAUCGCCAGUGACAAGAUUGGCAAUCGCUUUUGGUUCUUCAUCUACCCACUCAUUGUCUGCACGAUUGGAUGCCUGGUGUUCAUGUUCGUGCCACAGGGCAACUUCGGUGGCCGCUACUUCUCCCUCUUCCUGCUGAACUUUGCGUUCGCGAGUUUCGGUACCAUCUACGCCUGGAUCUCCAACGCCAUCCCACGCCCGCCGGCGAAGCGAACUGUCGCGCUCGCCUUUAUGAACAGCAUUGGCAACAUGGCUUCGAUCUGGACUCCGUACACUUAUAUUGAUGGAAGCGAGCCGUACUAUCGGCCAGCCCUCGGCGUCGUGAUUGGACUCCUGGUUGUGAGCGCUACGGGAGCGUGUAUCUUGCGCUUCCUCUUGAUCAAGAUGAAUCGCGAGUUGGAGAGACUCGAGAACGAGGACGUCGAACUGGACGAAAAAGAGCUGGCCAAGCUCCGCAAGACCGCCGAGUUUGAGCAAAUCGACAUGGCCACUGCAAGGCAGCUGCAGAAAGGGUACCGCUACAUUAUAUAA